CUGCAUUACUUUUAUGUUUAUCAAUAUUUAGGAGGAUAUACUCCUUUUAAUGAUCCUCCACAAGGAGAGGUACUCGUCGGCGGACCAAACAUAUCACCGGGCUAUUGGAAGCAGCCAGAGAAGACAGCUGAAGAUUUUGUAACCAUUGAUGGCGAACGAUAUUUUGCUACUGGUGAUAUUGGAGAAUUUCGUGAAGAUGGCUCAUUACGUAUCAUCGAUCGAAAAAAAGAUCUGGUAAAAUUACAACAUGGCGAAUACAUGUCGUUGGCGAAGAUUGAAACCGCGCUUUUGAAUUUCCCAUUAGUUGAUAAUAUUUGCGUCUACGGUGAUCCGCUCUCAUCAUAUCUGAUUGCACUCGUCGUGCCGAACCGAAAGCAUCUGGGAGAAAUUGCUAAGGAAGUAAGUGGAUUGUUCUUUAAGGAAACUCUUUGAGA
Molecule: messenger RNA, 434 nt
Organism: Gongylonema pulchrum
Lineage: Eukaryota; Metazoa; Nematoda; Chromadorea; Rhabditida; Gongylonematidae
Source: the annotation of a GenBank genome assembly